Molecule: messenger RNA, 1415 nt
Organism: Zychaea mexicana
Lineage: Eukaryota; Fungi; Mucoromycota; Mucoromycetes; Mucorales; Lichtheimiaceae
Exons: 4
Coding region: 65-1165 (366 amino acids)
Cellular component (GO): membrane
Source: RefSeq, a predicted model, not a curated record
CUUUCAUCUCUGUAUUCCCUAAAAGGAUUUUUUGAUCUUCCUUUUUAUCGUGAUAUUUUAUACAAUGUCGCGACCGACCGACAACAGUGAGGAAGAGGAGGAACAAGAUAGCAAUAAAUUUAAUGCCGUAAACGACCACCACUAUCAAGAAGAACAACAUGAUGAACGAAGUCCACUUUUACCAACAACAGCGUCUUCACGUCCCACAUCUACUACAACCAAUCGCGAUGCCAAAUCGGAAGUCAUUGGUUUAACAUUAAUGGCACUCUGCGCAUUGGCAUUCUCAUCCAUGACCCUUUUCGUAAAGCUUAGUGGUGCCUCAUUCCCAUCGUUUGAAAUCGUGCUUUUCCGUUCUGUGGUCCAAACAGCGUUAGGCCUUGCUGGCUGUGCCUACAUCGGCAUCAAUCCAUUUGGAAACCGCCGUAUACGUCCCUGGCUCGUGUUUCGUGGAGUCAUUGGUGGACUUGCCUUGGCUGUAAACUUCUACAGCGUGACGCACUUGCCACUUGCAGACGCAACAGUCAUCAUGUACCUCAACCCAGCAUUUACAGCUAUUCUCGCUGCUUUGGUACUGGGUGAACCAUUUCGCUGGUUCGAGGGCAUCUGCGUUACGCUAUGCCUAACUGGUGCCGUGUUUGUAUCAAAGCCCGAGUUUUUGUUCGGAAACGGUUCUGCCUCAGAUCACGGCCAGGGUAAUGAGGAACGAACAUUGGCUGUGCUUGCGGCAGUAACAGGGGCCAUCCUGACCGCUGUAGCAUAUUGUACUAUCCGAAAAGUUGGAAAAGCUGCCCAUUUCUUGGUUCACACGUUCUAUUUUGGUGUUGUCGCAAGCUUGAUGAGUAUCCCCGCUUUGCGUACAGUCCAAUCGCCUGUUUUACCAGAAGGCUGGCGUCAAUAUGCCAUGCUUUUGAUGACCGGUAUCAGUGCGUUCAUCGGUCAAUGUUUACUCAGUAAAGGGUUACAAAUGGCUCCUGCAGGUCCUGCUUCUGUAAUGCGCAUGAACGAAAUUGUAUUGGCUUUCUUAUUUGGUAUAUGUAUAUUUAGCGAGUAUCCAGACUGGAUGAGCGUGUUGGGUGCAACUAUUAUUAUCUCCACUACGACAGCGCUCGGAUCCCGCAAAUGGCGAAAUGCCAACAAUAACCCUCCUCGAGGAAAUAGCAGAUAGAAAUCAAUCGCUCUACUGCCAUAUCGGUCUAUAAAAUUGAUCUGUUCACAAAAAAAAUGGAUUACGGUUUUUUUUAAAAAAGGCGUCUUUUAUUAAAAUCUUAUAUCGCUACAACGCCUAUCUCAUAUUUACCAGAAUAUUAGCUUCAUCAUCCUCACUGCUAUCAUUGCUUUUCCACCGCACCGUCUUUGAUAUCUUUUUUUGUCAGUAUCAAUGAUGAAUUCAUUCAGCUUUUGUUUCUAUCACGAAG